GCAGCCCGUUGUUUAGGUGAAGGUAACGUGUGAGGCUGUAGGAGGGGCAGCGGCUUCGUGUCCUGCUGCAGGUCCCUGUGACGGGCCGGGCUCCUGACCCGCACGGUUCUCCUGGGUCUAAGGCGCUUUUAGCGCGAACCCCGAUAGGAGCAGCGCAGCUGAAGCCAUAUAUACGAAAGCGUAGGGGCGGGGCGGAGAGCCCUCUGUCAGUCACCGAUUCCCGCCUUCAGCGCGGAGCCGUUCCUUCCCCUGCGCAUGCGCGCUGCUCUCUCGCUGCGUAGCUGGGCGCGCCGGCAGCGUACGAUCCACGCGCUCUGCGUGCCGCCAUGAAGUUCGCUUACCGGUUCUCCGGCCUACUGGGCACCGUGUACCGCCGCGGGAACCUCAACUUCACCCGCGAUGGCAGCUGUCUCAUUAGCCCCGUCGGGAACAGGAUCUCUCUCUUCGAUCUGAAGAAUAAUAAAUGUGAAACGUUCCCGCUGGCCACACGGCACAACAUUGUGUGUGUGGGGCUCUCUCCAGAUGGAAGGCUUGCCAUCCUUGUUGAUGAAGAGGGAGCUGCCUUGCUCGUCAGUUUGAUCGGUAAAUCUGUGAUACAUCAGUUUCAUUUCCACAAGCCAGUACACAGUGUCUCCUUUUCCCCUGAUGGCAAGAGGUUUGUGAUUACAAAAGACAAUGUUGCUCUUCUGUACUACGCUCCUGGGAAGAGACGAGAAUUCAAUGCAUUUGUUCUGGACAAAACUUACUAUGGCCCAUAUGAUGAAACAACUUGCAUUGACUGGACUGAUGAUUCCAAAUGUUUUGCAAUUGGAAGCAAGGACAUGUCUACGUGGGUUUUUGGUGCAGAGAGAUGGGCAAACUUGAUAUAUUACUCACUUGGUGGGCAUAAGGAUAUAAUAGUAGCCUGCUUUUUUGAAGAGGACAGUCUCGAUCUAUACACAGUUAGCCGGGAUGGAGCUCUCUGUGUGUGGCAGUGUGACACAGAGCUUGAUGGUCUGAAGCCCAUGCCCCCUAAAGAAGCUAGGCAAAAGAACAGAGUAAAAGAUGAUGAUGGAUUUCUUGAAGAACCCAAGGGUGAAGAAAUUCAUGGAAAAGCCAAUCCAAAUGAACAGGAGAUAAGAGAGAAGGUUAAAUAUACACGUGUGGCAAAGUAUUUUUUCAAUAAAGAAGGAGAUUUUAAUAACCUGACAUCUGCAGCUUAUCACAAGAAAACACACCUGUUGGUCACUGGUUUUGCUUCUGGAAUCUUUCACCUCCAUGAGCUUCCAGAUUUCAAUCUGAUACAUUCCUUGAGUAUUUCAGACCAAAGGAUAGCUUCUAUUUCUAUCAACUCUUCUGGUGACUGGAUUGCUUUUGGAUGUUCAGGUUUGGGUCAGCUCUUGGUGUGGGAAUGGCAGAGUGAGUCCUAUGUGUUGAAGCAACAGGGCCAUUUCAACAGCAUGGUUUCAUUGGCUUAUUCUCCAGAUGGGCAAUACAUAGUAACUGGAGGAGAGGAUGGGAAAGUGAAGGUGUGGAACACUUCAAGCAGUUUUUGUUUUGUUACUUUUACAGACCAUAGCAGUGGCAUAACUGCUGUAACUUUUACUUCCAGUGGUUAUGUCAUUUUGAGUGCUUCCCUGGAUGGAACAGUGCGGGCCUUUGAUCUGCACAGGUACCGCAAUUUCCGUACCUUUACUUCUCCACGACCAAGUCAGUUCUCUUGUUUGGCUGUGGACUCCAGUGGUGAGAUUGUGUCAGCUGGUUCCCAGGAUUCCUUUGAAAUAUUCAUCUGGUCAAUGCAGAGUGGGAGGCUGUUGGAUGUUUUAUCAGGUCACGAGGGCCCCAUCAGCAGUUUGUCCUUCAACCCAAUGAAGUGUGUUCUCGCUAGUGGCUCUUGGGAUAAAACUGUCAAGUUAUGGGAUAUGUUAGACAGCUGGAGAACUAAGGAGACAUUAAUGUUGAACUCUGAUGUACUUGUUGUUGCUUUUCGCCCCGAUGGCAAGGAGCUUGCAGUUGCUUCUUUGAAUGGACAGAUAACGUUUUGGGAUCAUGAGAAUGCAGUCCAAGUUGGCUCAAUUGAGGGAAGACAUGACCUUCAAAUGGGAAGAAAGGAGCUUGAUAAAAUAACUGCCAAACAAUCAGCCAAAGGGAAAUCUUUUACCACUCUGUGUUACUCAGCAGAUGGACAGUCCAUUUUGGCAGGUGGACUGUCAAAAUUUGUCUGUAUUUAUAAUGUCAAAGAACAGAUUCUUAUGAAAAAAUUUGAGAUCUCGUGCAACUUUUCGUUAGAUGCAAUGGAGGAAUACUUAGAUCGGAGAAAAAUGACUGAAUUUGGCAGCAUGGCUCUGAUAGAUGAAGGCACUGGAGAUGAAGAUGGUGUUGCUAUUCCUCUUCCUGGAGUAAAAACAGGUGACAUGAGUUCUCGACACUUCAAACCAGAAAUAAGAGUAACUUGCCUGCGAUUCUCUCCUACAGGACGAAGCUGGGCAGCUACCACCACCGAGGGUCUUCUUAUCUAUUCACUGGAUGCUGGGUUAAUUUUUGAUCCUUUUGAGCUGGACAUUGAUGUUACACCCAGCAAUAUACGCAAAAAACUGCAUCAGAAAGAAUACACUAUGGCUAUUGUCAUGGCCCUUAAGCUAAAUGAAAAGAAGUUAAUUCAGGAGGUUAUAGAAGCCAUACCUGGUAAUGAAGUUGAUGUUGUCUGCUCAUCGCUCCCAGAUCUAUAUGUGGAAAAGGUGUUGGAGUUCCUGGCCUCUGCCUUUGAGAUAUCUUGUCAUUUAGAGUUCUAUCUUAUUUGGGCUCAUAAGUUGCUCAUGCUGCAUGGACAGAAAUUAAAAACAAGGUCACAGAAGCUGCUCCCCAUGAUUCAGUUUCUUCAGAAAAGCAUCCAGCGUCACUUUGAAGAUGUAUCCAAGCUCUGUGAAUGGAAUAUCUACAAUAUCAAAUAUGCAUUGGCCAUUUCAGAGCAGCGGGGCAUGAAGCGUGUGGCAGAAACAUCAGUAGAUGAAGACGACUUGGAGUCUUCAGACAGUGAUUAUCUUAUGCAAGAAGUUCAUAGUGACAAUUUCAGUUCCUAGUUAUUCUUCAUGGGAGAAAACCUAAGACAACGUAAAUUUAUGCAGUGGUAUUCACUGGGACUGAGUGGCCCUCAUAGUGGCAUAAUUUAGUUCUUUUUAACAGUGUGGGGUGGGCUUGCAUGUGGAUUACAGAAGUGGGAGAGAUUUAGGAGUGCCACCUGAGCUUUGUGUAACCUCUGUCCAUAACACCAAUGACUGGUUGCUGAUUUCUUCGUUUUUUUUCAAUUGUUCUCAAUUUCAGGUAAGAUAAAAACGUGUUUUUAUCUGUGAAGUUAGAGGUAUGACUGGAAGAAAUGCAUACUUUAUUAAAAACACAUUUUGUAUAGGUUAAGUAUUGAGAAUUAAUUUUAAUGUGGCCUUGUCAUACUUUGUGAUGGACUCUUUUUUACCUCUGUUUUUAUGUCAUUCUUAAUGGGAGGGGCUGCUUAUUGCUCUCAAUUUGUUUGAUUUUUUUUUUUUUGUUAUAAUACAUGCAUACUAUUAAGCACUGUUAGGAAUAAGUGGACCUGGUUUUCGUGGUUAUGUAACUUCCAAUCCUUGUUUCUUAACAUGAAAAUUGGAAACUUCUGUUUUCUUUGCUUUUAGGAAUUGGCCUGAGAAUUGGCUAAUAAUGACGUUGAGGUUCUGAAUAAAAAGAACAAUAUCUGUAUUUGUGUUGUUUUCAAGCCAUAUGUUGAAAGGGCUUUGAUUUAAGGUGCAGCAAAUAAUAACAAUGAGCCAGGAUUGAUUUUGUUUUCAGUAUAUUCUGUUCUUCUGGAUUAAUUUUCUGGUCUCUUUCUACUCUUGGAAAAGAGGUGUGAAUAUGGAAAAGUGUUGCAGAAAAAAAAUAAGUUCAAAAUAUACACCAGACACAUGCAGUCUGUUCUAAGAUUUCAAUAUGUAAAAUUAACAUACACUCACGACUUAAAUGAAGCAUACCAAAUGUUUUUAUUUUUUUAAUUAUUUUUUUC
Molecule: messenger RNA, 4009 nt
Organism: Phasianus colchicus (ring-necked pheasant)
Lineage: Eukaryota; Metazoa; Chordata; Aves; Galliformes; Phasianidae
Gene: PWP2
Product: PWP2 small subunit processome component
Biological process (GO): ribosomal small subunit assembly; maturation of SSU-rRNA from tricistronic rRNA transcript (SSU-rRNA, 5.8S rRNA, LSU-rRNA)
Cellular component (GO): Pwp2p-containing subcomplex of 90S preribosome; small-subunit processome
Molecular function (GO): protein binding
Source: RefSeq, a predicted model, not a curated record